AUGGCGUCUGAAGUCGCAGCCGCGGCCGUCAAUGUUGUGCGGCGGGCCGGCAAGGAAAUGCACGGCAUCGUGGUGUCCGCCGGGCUCAUGGACAAGACGGUGAAAGUCAAGCUGGGUGGUCUGCGAUGGGAGCCGCGGGUGCAAAAGUUCUUUAAAGAACCCCGAUUCAAACUAGUCCACGACCCAGCAAACUCCGUCCGCCAAGGCGAUGUAAUCGCCAUCGAGCCCAGCUGGCGCGUCUCCCAGCACGUCCGCCACGUAGUCAAGCACAUCAUCGCCCCCUACGGCGCCCCUAUCGAGGAACGACCCCCAGUCCCGACCCUCGAAGACCGCGUCGCUGAGCGUGCCGCCAAGCGCGCUGCGAAGGACGAGCGUCGGGCUCUGAGGCGCGAGGAGCAGGCGAGGAUCGCGGCAGAGGAGAGGGAGGCGGCGCUGGAGCAGAAGAGGAAAAGAUUAGAGGAAAAGGAGAGGCAGAGGCUAAAAGGGACCGAGACGAGCUUGAGCGAUGUCGACUGA
This is a messenger RNA of Daldinia childiae, 516 nucleotides long. RefSeq names its product putative ribosomal protein s17 protein. Gene Ontology annotation, cellular component: mitochondrion; ribosome. Lineage: Eukaryota; Fungi; Ascomycota; Sordariomycetes; Xylariales; Hypoxylaceae. The record is from RefSeq and is a predicted model, not a curated record. Gene Ontology annotation, biological process: translation. Gene Ontology annotation, molecular function: structural constituent of ribosome. Bases 1 to 516 code for a protein of 171 amino acids. The transcript has 2 exons.